Solanum lycopersicum (tomato) is the source of this 5286-nucleotide messenger RNA. Its product is annotated as lysine-specific demethylase JMJ25-like. Gene Ontology annotation, cellular component: histone deacetylase complex; chromatin. The record is from RefSeq and is a predicted model, not a curated record. Lineage: Eukaryota; Viridiplantae; Streptophyta; Magnoliopsida; Solanales; Solanaceae. Gene Ontology annotation, molecular function: histone H3K9 demethylase activity; transcription coregulator activity; chromatin DNA binding. Gene Ontology annotation, biological process: regulation of transcription by RNA polymerase II.
AGUACCCAGAAAACAGUGCUCGUAAAGUCAAGUCAUUGUUUGGUUCGUACAAUUUGUGAACUCUCCUUGCUGCAUUUCUUUAAAACCCUACCUUUUGGAUUGGCAAAAGAGAAAGAGUAUAGGGGAAUAGCGAAAGUAGAUUAAGAGGUGAAAAUGAGCGGUCGCUGUAGAAAGAAUGUGAAACAAAAUGCUGUAGAUGAUGUCGAAAAGUCUGUAGAAAAACAGAGUAAGCCUGAUCGCCAUAAAAUAGAGCCAAAAUCAGCUCGGAAGUCGAACAGAGUUGUUGACAAGUUAGUUAAUGAACAACACUGCAAUGCAAGAAGGAAGCGUGGAAGAGAAAAUUUUGAAUGUGAGAAAAAAGAAGAGCUAUGAAAAAGAAGGGGAAAGGUCGCAACAAUACAAGAGAAAAUGUUGUAACUGAUAAGGAUGACCUGCAAGAAAUUGCUGCUUCGAAUGACGAAAAAAAACUCAAUACAGCUACUAAAAAUGAAAUUGCUCUCUUGCCUGAAGAAGAACAACUCAAUACAGGUACAGAAAAGAAGAAAAGCGUGGCAAAAACAUCAGAGAAAAGCUUGAAAGUGAGAAACAAAAACAAGAGAAAACUGUAAGUAAAAGCCACAGAAGAGACAAGCGUCGGAAGGUUGAAAAUGGGAAUGAGAUUGCGUCCAAUAUGUGUCAUCAAUGCCAGAGGAAUGACAAAGGAAGGGUUGUUAGGUGCACCAGUUGUAAAACAAAGCGAUAUUGUGUUCCUUGCAUGACCACAUGGUACCCUGGGAUGCCUGAGGUGGCGUUUGAAGAGUCUUGUCCCGUUUGUCGUCAAAACUGUAAUUGCAAAACUUGCUUGCGGUUGGAUGGGCCAAUAAGGGCUUUGAAGAACUUAUAUUGUGAGAUUAGCGAAGAAGAAAAGAUUCAAUGUUCUAAAUUUAUAGUGCAAAAGCUUUUGCCUUUCUUGAGAAGAUUCAACACAGAGCAAGUGAUGGAGAUGGAGAUUGAAGUUAAGAUUCAAGGAGUACCUGUGUCAGAGUUAAUGCUUCCUAAGGCAAAGUGCCGGAGGAGUGAGCGUAUACACUGAAAUUGUUCCAGCUGUUCCUAUGUUCUAUGCCUUACUUGUUGCCAGGAUCUUACAGAUGGUAUUUAUAAGGGAGGUGAAGAAGAAGUAAUCAUGAAAUUCACUGACAGCGGGGUUGUUGAUUUGCAUGGUGAUGUGAGAUUGGAUGCCAGAACUACCAUUUCCAGAAGGCCUAGAUUUUCCAAGAAGAUUGAAGAAACCUUACCCCAGAAAUCGAACCAGAUGGUUGACAAUGAUUCUGUGGGAGAUGCCAAGUUUGCAUUUGGAAUGGAUCCUGGGGAUGAUGGAGGGCUUCUCCCAGAGAAUUCUGGUUACCCUGCUGGUAAAUGGAAAUGCAAUGAAGAUGGUAGCAUCCCUUGUCCACCAGAAAAUUUUGGUGGCUGUGUUAAGGGAGUUUUAGAGCUGAAGUGCCUGACAUCAAAGUCAAAAUCUCUGAUCUCUGAGUUGUUGGAAGAGGCUGAAGAUAUUUUCAAACGACUUGAAUUGGAAUAUAAGCAUGAAAUGCCUCAGGAGUCAUGCUUAUGUAUGAAAUCAAUGGAUGAAAAUGGUAUGCAGAAAAGCAAAUUGCGUAAAGCAGCAUUUCGUGAAGAUUCUGAUGGCAAUUGUUUAUACUGUCCAGCAGCUAAAGAUCUUCAGCAGGGGGAUCUGAAGCAUUUUCAAUGUCAUUGGCUGAAAGGUGAGCCUGCAAUUAUCGGUAAUGUGCUUGAGACUACAUCAGGCUUAAGCUGGGAGCCCAUGGUUAUGUGUCGAGCAUGUCGCCAGAUAAAGAGCAUAAACCAUCCCCUUCAUUUGAAUGCCAGCGCUAUCAAUUGCUUGGAUUGGUGUGAGGUUGAAGUUAACAUCCACCAAUUUUUUAUGGGAUACAUGGAAGGUCGGUUUGAUAGUGCUGGUUGGCCCCAGAUUUUGCAGUUGAAAAACUGGCCUUCAUCUGAUUUUUUCGAUGAGCGGUCACCUCGUCACUCUGCUGAGUUUGUUAGAAGCUUGCCCUUUAAGGAGUACAUGCAUCCUCAAAGUGGCUAUCUGAAUCUUGCUGUCAAACUGCCACCAGGGUAUUUGAUGCCUGGCAUGAGACCAAAAACAUAUAUUGCUUAUGGAGUUCCCAAGGAGCUGGGGCGUGGGGACUCUAUGACGAAGCUGCAUGUUGAUAUGUCUGAUUCGGUAAAUGUGCUGACACAUACACAAGGAAUAAACCUGACACCUGAACAGCUUUCGUGGAUUAAAAAAUUGAAAAGAAAGCAUGCUGCCCAGGAUAAUUGGGAAUUGCAAACGACUGAGGAGGAGCACAAAUGUGAAAUCGAAACAUCAUCUAAGUUCAACGAGGACCAGUCUUUACUAGAUGAUAUAGAUGGAGGUGCAUUGUGGGACAUCUUUAGAAGGCAAGAUAUUCCUAAGUUGGAGGAAUAUCUUAGGAAGCACUUCAAGGAAUUCAGGCAUAUUAAUUGUUGUCGUAUACCAAAGGUUAUUCACCCUAUACAUGAUCAAACAUUUUACUUGACUAAGGAUCACAAAAAUAAGCUUAAGGAAGAAUGUGGAAUUGAACCAUGGACCUUUGUUAAAAAAUUAGGGGAUGCAGUUUUCAUUCCUGCAGGCUGCCCUUAUCAAGUUAGAAAUUUGAAGUCGUGCAUAAAUGUUGCGCUUUGCUUCGUUUCACCUGAAAAUGUUGGUGAAUGUAUUCGUUUGACUGAGGAAUUCCGCAAACUUCCCCAAGAUCAUGUCGCUAAAGAAGACAAAUUAAUGGCCAUGCCACAAAUCAGAAGGAAAUCUUCUGCUACCAAAAAUGAGCUGGUUAGAACUGUGGAAACUGAUUGUGGGAGUCUUGUUUCAAGUCAUCUUCUUUCUGCAGAAAAGGCCAUGUCACAGGCCAGAAGAAAAUCUUCUGCUAUCGAAAAUGAGCUGGUUAGAACCACGCAACCUGAUUGCAGGAGUCCUGUUUCAGAUCAUCUUCUUUCUGCAGAAAAGGCCAUGCCACAAGCCAGAAGGAAAUCUUCUGCUAUCCAAAAUGAGCUGGUUAGAACUUCUCAAACUGAUUGCCUUAGUCCUGUUUCAAGUCAUCUUCUUUCUGCAGAAAAGGCCAUGCCACAAGCCAGAACAAAAACUUCUGCUAUCGAAAAUGAGCUGGUUAGAACCACGCAAACUGAUUGUGGGAAACCUGUUUUGAGUCAUCUUCUUUCUGCAGAAAAGGCAAUGCCACGAGCCAGAAUAAAAUCUUCUACUAUAAAAAAAUGGCUGGUUAGAACCGCGCAAACUGGUUGUGGAAAACCUUUUUCGAGUUAUCUUCUUUCUGCAAAAAAUGCCAUGCCACAAGCAACUCAGCAAAGAUCUUUGGAUAUUGUGAGACAGUCAGAAGACAUUGCACAUGCCAGAAGAAAAUCUUCUGCUAGCGAAAAUGAGCUGGUUAGAACCGCGGAAACUGAUUGUGGGAGUCCUGUUUUAGGUCAUCUUCUUUCUGCAGAAAAGGCCAUGCCACAAGCCAGAAGGAAAUCUUCUGCUAUCGAAGAUGAGCUGGCUAGAACCGCACAAACUGAUUGCGGGAGUCCUGUUUCAAAUCAUCUUUUUUCUGCAGAAAAGGCCAUGCCACAAGCAACACUGCCCACAUCCUUGGACAUUUUGGGACAGUUAGAGAACAUGCCACUGGGAAUGAAAAUAUCUUAUGCUAGUGAUAAUGAGCUGGUUAGAACCCCUCAAGUUGAUAUUCGAGGUCCUGGUUUAAGUCGGCUUUUUAAUGCCAGAAAGGCCAUGCUACAAGAAACCCUGCAUGCAUCCUCAGACAUUGUGGGACCACUAGAGAACAGUUCUCCAGGCCAAAUAUCUUCUGAUAUUGAAAAUGAGCUGGUUAGAACCCUUCAAGCUGAUUGUCGAAGUCCUGUUUCAAGCCUUUGUUCUGUGGAAAAGGCCAUGCUACAAGCAAUUCCACCAGCAUCUUCAGAUACUGCGGGACCACUAGAGGACAUGGUACCAGGUCAAAGGAAAAUAUCUUCUGAUAUUGAAAAUGUUACUACCCCUCAAGCUGAUUGUCGAAAUACUUUUUGCAGUCAUUUUCUUUCUUUGGAAAAGCAGGAUCGACCCGAGGAAAGCACAUCUGUACCUAAUCUGAAUCGAACUCCAACUAUAAUUCAAGAUGUGAACUCAACUUUCCACAAAGUAGAAUCAUUCCUAAAGUCUAUCCCGAAGGAUCAUUUUUGUUCACUAUCAGGUACACCAAAUUCUAAUCUGGAGUCUGCAAAGGAAACAGUAAAACAUUUUGUUGGAGGACCAUUGAAGAUGUUGGCGGACCCAGCUAAUGAAAAGGUAUUGAAGGAAGCAAUUAGCCUAUUGAACGAGAAUCUCUCGUCAUUCACUGACGAACAAACCAAGCUGUUGGUAAAGAUCAAACAUAUAUUCCCAUCAAUGGUUCAAGACCUGAGGGACGCAAGCCAAGCCGAGUCUAGUUGCCAAGACUUCUUCAUUGAUCUUGAGAAGCACAGGAAAACUUUAGAUGACUUGAGGAACACUGACAUGGAAUUGAAGUUAAAGUAUGAUCAAGAAGAGGCUGAAGAGAAAGAAAUGGAAACUAUGCUUAUGUUCCUUAGGAAGAGGAAGGCUGAAAUUCUAGAGAAAAGACGUGAAUUAUCUGUGGAGGCUAACCACACUAUGUCUUCAGCAGGUAAGAUUGAAGACACCAAAAUACUGUUGGUCAAGGCUAAAGAGAAAAUUGAUAACUUGAAGAGGCAACGGUCUGUUCUUAAACCUAUGCAUCUGUAAUUUGAAUGCCAACUCUUGUAACUGGUGGAUAGAGCAAUGCUAGUGCUAAUCAGUGCACUCUUUUGAAGAAAAAAAAACAAAAAGAUCAGGGAAGGGACAUUUUAAAUGGUCUGGUUUUUGCUGUCGAUGAAGUGAGUUAAGGGUUCGGUAUGAUCAAUCUGUUUAGGGUUUAUUGGCUAUCCUUGUGAGCAAUCAUAUGGAAAUUGCCCAAGAUUUCGAAUGGAGUUAGCUCUCAACUGCUGUGAAAGGUUAACUAGGAAACACAAAUCCUCUUAUGAAAAAUGACAUGAUGUGGUAAAUUCAUGUUUUUUAUGCAAGAAAACACUAUAAAAUACUUUUUGAUAUUAAAAGGGUGUUGUACUUUCAAAUUUAAGUGUAUUUUUUGUAUAGAGAAAAUUUCAUCUCUUUCUCUGUGUAUUCUUGUCCUUUGUAACAAUUUUCAGUGGUACCUUUAUAUAAAUUAGUAUGAAUAGUUA